This is a messenger RNA of Lucilia cuprina (Australian sheep blowfly), 1406 nucleotides long. RefSeq lists its product as uncharacterized. The transcript has 2 exons. The record is from RefSeq and is a predicted model, not a curated record. Bases 70 to 771 code for a protein of 233 amino acids. Lineage: Eukaryota; Metazoa; Arthropoda; Insecta; Diptera; Calliphoridae.
UGACAUUUAUUGAUUUUUCUUUUAGUAUUUUUGAAAUCUAGAAAACUUAGAAAAGCACGAAAUAACAAAAUGGAACAUUGUCGAGAGGGACUAAAUUUUGUGCCUUUACUAACGCAAAGUGCAACACCACCCUGCAGUUGUAGAUCACGCAUAAGUCUCAACAAAGAACGAUCACAACGAUCUCUAAUUUGUUACAAUGGUAAUUACGAAGGUGAUAGCAGCAUGUUUAAAGAAAAACUUUACGAAUUGGAACAUUUAAGUUUAGUGGACACAGAAAGUGAUACCGACAUUCCAAAGGAACACACCGAACGUUCUUCAUUCAUGGCAAAACACAAUAAUGAAAGAUCAACUAUAGCUUGGCGUCUUUUACAAUUUUCUAUGCAGCAGUUUUUAAAACCCGAAAUAAGGGAAAAACUUUCUGAUAAAAUAGAAAAUUUCAUGAAAAGUUCUUUGUAUAAGAGAUUGUUGAAAUGGUGGACAUUUUUAUCACUAAUAUUUACCUAUAUUUUCUAUAUAACUUUAAUUUUAUGGAAACAUUUGUCCGUAUUAAGCAAUUUCUUUUGGAAGAAACGUGUUGUAUUUCGUAACUUAUUACGACGUUUACUGUGGUGGCUAACAUUGGCCAAAUGUAAUGAUCUAUCUUUAUUUAUAUUGAUAUUGAUCACUUCACCUGUUUUACUUAUUCUAUCGGUAUGUGGUCUGUUUAUAGCGCUUUUUAACGGUAUUAGAAAUAGUUUUCAUUAUUGGUCAUAUUAUAUGAACAAAAUUUAAUUGUUAAAAAAAAUUGAAGAGAAGUGAUCGUUUUAAUUAAAUUUAAUAAUAAAUCUCGGAAAUGCAUUUAAUAAAAACCAACAAAAAAAACAAAAGAAUUUUGUAAAAAAAUCAAAUGAGCAACAACAACAAGUACAAACAUUUCCGCCUGAAAUGAUAAUAAUGAUCAGACUCAUACACGUCAUUAUGAUCGUGCAGAUCAGUGGUGAAGUAAUGAUGCGCAUGAUUGUGAGGCUGUGUUACUGUAACUAAUCAUUAUUAGCAUUUCAACUGACCGAGCGAACGAACGAUCGUCCAACCACACACAAUUCUUCCAUCUACACAAUAAUAAAAUGCGUUCAAUUAUAUUAAACUCAAGUACCACAUUCCCCCAUUUUCCAAAAUAAAAAACAUACAAAAAAUUCAAGUAUAAUUCCCUGAAAUUGCGUAUGUGUGUGUGAGUUCGUUUUUCGAGUACCGUCUCGUUUUGUCUUGCAAUUUAGCGGAUUUUAUUAAUCAUAUAAAAUAUUAUUUGUAUAUUUUUUUAUAUUUUUCGCUUAAUUUGUACUUUUUUGUAUAUUAUAUAUGAAAUUAUAUGUGCAUUUUGAUAACAAUUGUUUAAAUAUACAUACUUCUCUUGAUAUCCAUUACUGUCA